AUGUUUAAUUCCUCUGACGGACCGCUCUUUCCUUCCCCGCCGCCUCUCGAUGGAUUCUACCCACCGCAAAUGCCGCCGCAUGUGUCGCCACGAGGGGGGAAUCCUGCCGCGUCCGGCGCCGGCCAUCUUCCGUUCCACCCGCCGUUUGACACGCCGUACGACGCGGCGUAUGAUCCGGCGUACGAAGCGGCGUACGAUGCGGUGUAUGACGUGGCGUACGAUGCGGCGACGUACGACAUGGUGAUGGUUCCAAUGAUGAUGGGUAACGCGCCGCCUUCUCCUCCUGCUUCCUUCUUCGAGGCACCGCCUAUCACGACGGGCUAUCAGCGGAAGGGAAAUCGACAGCAGCAGCAACACCAGCAGCAGCAUCACCAGCCGUACUUCCAUCAUUCUCACCAACCGUUGCCUCACCCGCCGCACUUUGCGCCGCAUCUUCCGCCGCCUUACAUCCACCACGGUUCUAUGAUGAUGCAGCGCCCGCCGCCGUUGCACGCGGCGGCGUUCGCGGCGGCAGAGCGCGGCGGCGUCGGCGGCUCUCGCGGCAUGAUGCACGUGCGGCAGCACGCGCCGCACGCCCCGCAUAUCCCGGGCGCUCUCUGCGACUAUGAGGACCCUAGCUACUAUUCCACGCUUUAUUUCCGGCCGGAGGUGCAGGUGGUGGUGCUGACGUCAAGAAUCAAGGACAAGGUAUCCCCGCUAGAGAAGACGCGCUGGCUGGACCAGCACUUGUCGUACCGCAUAUGUCCCUACCCCAUACGCCAUAUCGAGUUCACUCAUGCCGGGGAUGCAGUUAUUGAGUUCGUAUCGCACGUUGCGAUGAUGAAAGCACUCCAACGCGCGCCCUUGCACUGGGACUCCCCUUGCGCCACACCCGCUGCUGCUGCUUCCGCUGCUGGUGCCACUGCUGCUCCUGCCGGCAGCAAGAGCGGGUGGCAAGCCUACCUGGAGACUUUAUCAACAACUACACCAGCGACAGCAGCGAUACAAGCAACAGCACCAACACAAGCAACAGCACCAGGAUCAGCAGCAGCAGCAGCAGGGAGGCGAGGCAGGCAGGUGGUGGCAGUGCGGGCGUGCACGGAGGACGAUAUCCGGGCGCUCUUCUGGGUGGGGCUCUCCUUCCCCUCCGUCAUCCCACUCGCCGACGCUCUGCCGCUGAUCAAGCAGGCCCUACAGCCGUAUGGUGAGGUGAGAGGGGUGUACUCGCCUCAUCCUAGCUCUUUGGAGUUUGAACAAAUGCAUGGGGGAGGGCAGCAAGUGCGGAAGGUGCAGCAGGAACAACAGGAGAAAGAGAAGAACAUUGGGAGCAAGGAUGAGGAGGAGGGGAGGGAAGAAGAGGAGGAGGAGGAGGAGGAGGACGACGAGAAGAAGGAGAAUGACAAGGAGCUCUACUUCGCCCCCUCCGGUCGCCGUCACUUGCCCCCAACACUGCACAUCGGCAAGCAUGACAGGCGCAACAAGGCUCGUCACCCUCUCAUUGCACGUCUCUUCACACCUCACGGUCCUCUCUCCAUCACGUGUGCUGACUUUGGCCCCAACCACUCCGUGCACGGCUGUCCCGCGUGCGAAAUGCACCAGCAGCAGCAGCAGCAGCAGCACCAGCAGCAGCAACAUCAUGUGUGCGGUGCUUUCAGUGACUUCUGGGAAUCGUAA
This is a messenger RNA of Closterium sp. Naga37s-1, 1653 nucleotides long. NCBI's taxonomy places the organism in Eukaryota, Viridiplantae, Streptophyta, Zygnematophyceae, Desmidiales, Closteriaceae. The record is from the annotation of a GenBank genome assembly.